UUCUCUGUCUUGAUCUUCUCUGUCUCACUCCGGCUCUUCUCUUGUCUCUUCCUUUCUGUUUCUGUCUCUAUCUUGUCCUGGCCUCGCUAAUCUCUCGAUCUCUUACUCUCAGUCUCUCAGUCUCCCUCUCUGUCUCUCUGUUCUCGCCUUCUGUCUCUGUCUGUGAACCACAGUUGACCAGAGCCCCUGCCCUGAGCCUGUUUUCUCCUCGCAGCCUGACCACACGAUGACCAGGUGGGCUCUGCUGGUGCUGAUGGCCCUGAUGUUGGGCAGGAUCCUGGUUGUCCCAGCGACCCCUGUCCCAGCCUUCCAGCUCCUCCCUCAGAACUCUCCCCAGACCACUCCCUGUCCUGUGGCCUCAGCUACCAUCUCAGCUACCCGGGGCCACCCCAGCCUUGGUCCCCGCCCUGGCCCACGCAUCACCCUCUCACUGGAUGUCCCCAUCGGCCUCCUGCAGAUCCUACUGGAGCAAGCCCGGGCCAGGGUGGCCAGGGAGCGGGCUGCCACCAAUGCCCGCAUCCUGGCCCAUGUUGGCCGCCGCUAA
This is a messenger RNA of Microcebus murinus (gray mouse lemur), 544 nucleotides long. NCBI's taxonomy places the organism in Eukaryota, Metazoa, Chordata, Mammalia, Primates, Cheirogaleidae. The record is from RefSeq and is a predicted model, not a curated record.